UCACAGCGAGCCAUUGGGUUGAGCGCUUUAAAGAUUAGCGAAUGGGACGUAAACCGACUGCACUCAGGCAAGAGCGUCAGCGUUGAAGGUUUUAAAAGACUGUAAAACAAGUAAAACACAGAGUUUUGUGAGAGGGGCGAAAGUAAUGUUUGUUUAUUGCCUUGAAAGCAGCGUUGUGCCAGGAUUUUUUGAACAGCAGCACUCGAUUCAAAAAUCGGAGACAAAAUCUGAGAUCAAGCAAAAAUAUGUUUUUCACACAGUUAGCAAAAUGUGAUCCGUGUUAUCUGCUGCUGAAAAAUAGCAAAAUGGUAUUCUUUUAAUCAUACAAUACAUUUUAAAUGUUAUUGGAAUGAUCUUUGUUUUAAAAUCGUUUUUUUAAAAAAUCAAUUUAGUUUGGAUUGCACCUUUUUAUUUAGCAUAACCCCAGGGUAGUUACUUUUACUUUUGGAAUAACUUGUUUUUAAUAAGAUUGGCUAUUGGAGCGCGCCGUGUACCUUUCCCGUCGGGUUUACAGCGUGCAGAGUCCCAGGGGAGAGCUCGAGAUGGAGUACCUGCUGCAGGUGAAGGUGGGCGCGCUCGUGGGUUUGCUGCUGCUCACGCUGCUCUGCGGGUUCAUACCUGCCCGGAUGAAGUGGUUCAGAGACUCAAGCGGGACAGAAACCCACCGCCUGGUGCAGAGUCUCGUCAGCUGCUUUGCAGGGGGCGUCUUCCUGUCUGCCUGCUUGCUGGACAUCAUCCCAGACUACCUGUCCGACAUCGCAGAGGAGCUGCAGGCUCGGGGCAUUGACACUAACUUCCCCCUCGCUGAGUUCAUCAUGGCAUCAGGCUUCUUCCUGAUCCUGAUUCUCGAGCGCCUCGUUCUGGAUUAUUCGGGGCGGAGAUCUGGAGAGACCACGCCCCUUCUGUCACCAUCAGGCCACGCCCACGGGUUCCACCCUCAUCGAGACGUGGAGAGCAGCGGGCGGCACAUCCACGUGGACUUCCACGCACACUCAUCCUUCCGAUCCUUCAUCCUCUUCCUGUCCCUGUCGCUUCACUCUGUGUUCGAGGGCUUGGCUAUAGGGCUGCAGACCACCGACUCCAAGGUGCUGCAGAUCUGCAUUGCGAUUCUAGUGCAUAAGAGCAUCAUCGUGUUCAGCCUGGCGGUGAAGCUGGUGCAGAGUGCCGUGCCGCCCCUGUGGGUGGCGGCCUAUGUGGGCGUGUUUGCGAUGAUGUCGCCGCUGGGGAUCGCGGUGGGGAUCAGCGUGAUGGAGGCUCGGCUGGCCUCGGGGGCUCUGAUCCAGGCAGUGCUGGAGGGGGUGGCAGCCGGCACCUUCAUUUACAUCACCUUCCUGGAGAUCCUGCCUCACGAGCUCAACUCCCCCGAGCGGCCCCUGCUCAAGGUGCUCUUCAUCCUGCUGGGCUUCACCGUCAUGGCCGGGCUCGCCUUCAUGGGCUGAGGAGGACUGACAGUGUCUCAGUGGCACCCUACUGUGCGGCUUAACAACUGAUCCACCUGGUUGUGAUCCAUUCGGUUCUGAUCCAGCUGGUUCUCCACUUGCACGGGUCGCUCUGGGGUGCCCCAUACUGAGCAUCCAGAACCAGACACAGGCUGCAGUGUUCCAAAAGUACACUUCAUCAGAGUAAACUUUUCUGAAGUUUAUAAAACUGAACAGAAGGAGUAAUGCUCAUUUAAAAUCUCUUUGGAAUCCUCCGUGAUGUCUUUUUGAGUGGUCACUGGAGAGCUUUUAAAAGCCCAGGACCUUUUUUCAUUCAGUUUUAUUUUUUUAUGAUCCCAUUGUGGGGAAAUCUAGAAUCUUCCAAGUCGGUACUCUUCACUGAAUAAGGAUGAGACAGAAUUACACACUAAAAACCACAGCGUUUCCAGGCACUACAAAUAUUAAAGGUACGCAUCCUGUGCAGUUGUGUUGUGAUAUGAGCAGAGGUGAAAUACUUUCACCUGGCUUUAUUACAAUGUGUACUGUACACACACAUACACACUGUGCUACAUUAAAAAGGUCUUCCUUUCUUUGUUUGACUUUAGACUUGCAAAUGUAACAUGUUAGUAACACAAGUCUGGCUCGUGGCUUCAGCAGUGUGAAUGUGUUCAGAGGUUCAUGCAAGCAUUCCUUCAAUUCAAAACCAAGCUCUUCUACCCCCGUCUGGGUGUACAUGACCUCUUACUGCAUGAUCCAAACCCACCGGCUAUUACAAUUCAAAUAAUACAGAUCAGCAAUACAACUGUAACACCUGCAACAACUACUGGGGAUGACAAAAGAUGUGUUUGUAUAAUUUUAUCAGUAAAUAUUAUGGAUGUUUUUUCUUUUAGAAUUUAUCAUUGCCAAUGUCUGAUUUUUUUAUUUGUAAUAUAAAUAUGUAUGGAAUGUUUUGUGUUCUUCCAGAACUUUAAAACCUCAAAAAAGACAGCCAGUUACAAUAAAAAGGCAGUGCCAUCUGAAUUGUAUAAAUCCACUUAAAACAAAAUACUUUGUCUUUAUAAAAAUCGUUGCUAUUGAAAUUCUGUCCACUCCAACCCUCAGUAUGCGUCUUGGAAGUAGUUUGAUUUGUGUUUGUUUUGUAUUUCUCAACAACAUGGUAACAUAACAGCACCAUAUUACAAGUCUCUUCAUUUUCCUUGUUCCUUGUAAGUCUUCUCCAGGCGUCUCGAAAUCACAAAGAAAAGGCUUGUUU
Acipenser ruthenus (sterlet) is the source of this 2670-nucleotide messenger RNA. RefSeq names its product zinc transporter ZIP1-like. The record is from RefSeq and is a predicted model, not a curated record. Gene Ontology annotation, cellular component: plasma membrane. The transcript is spliced from 4 exons. Lineage: Eukaryota; Metazoa; Chordata; Actinopteri; Acipenseriformes; Acipenseridae. Gene Ontology annotation, molecular function: zinc ion transmembrane transporter activity. Bases 543 to 1439 code for a protein of 298 amino acids. Gene Ontology annotation, biological process: zinc ion transmembrane transport.